Acomys russatus (golden spiny mouse) is the source of this 1195-nucleotide messenger RNA. RefSeq names its product heme binding protein 2 (gene Hebp2). The coding region runs from base 208 to 825 and encodes 205 amino acids. The transcript is spliced from 4 exons. Gene Ontology annotation, cellular component: cytoplasm. The record is from RefSeq and is a predicted model, not a curated record. NCBI's taxonomy places the organism in Eukaryota, Metazoa, Chordata, Mammalia, Rodentia, Muridae.
AGAUGGGUGAGGCCUGGGCUGGGGAAAGCUCAGGGUCAGGACUAUGCUACCUAGGAUCAGAUUGCCACCUUGCGGCUCAGACGGGAAAUGUCCUAUGGAUCCGCAGUAAGGACUGCAGGGCUGUGCCUGGGCCCGGGAGGCGGAGACUCAGAACGAGGCGGCUGGCGGACGUAGACAGAGAGCGCCCCUCACAAGCUGCCCUUACCCAUGGCCGAAGGGUCAGAGCCAGACCUCGGGGUGACCGAUGGCGCUGCGGAGCAGGCCAUUGAGAUGCCAAGUUGGAAGGCUCCGGAGAACACAGACCCCCAGCCAGGAAGCUAUGAGAUCCGACACUAUGGACCAGCCAAGUGGGUCAGCACUUGCGUGGAGUCUAUGGACUGGGAUUCAGCCAUCCAGACCGGCUUCACAAAACUGAACGGCUACAUUCAAGGCAAAAAUGAGAAAGAGAUGAAAAUAAAGCUGACAGCUCCAGUGACUAGUUACGUGGAGCCUGGCUCAAGUCCUUUUAGUGAGUCUACCAUUACCAUUUCCCUGUACAUCCCCUCUGAGCAGCAAUUUGAUCCACCAAGGCCUUCAGAGUCAGAUGUCUUCAUUGAAGACAGAGCUGAAAUGACUGUAUUUGUGCGGUCUUUUGACGGGUUCUCCAGUGGCCAAAAGAAUCAAGAACAACUUUUGACAUUAGCAAGCACAUUGCGGGAAGAAGGGAAAGCCUUCAAUGAAAAGGUCUUUUAUACUGCAGGCUACAGCAGCCCUUUCCAAUUACUUGAUAGAAAUAACGAAGUGUGGCUGAUUCAGAAAAAUGAUCCCUCCAAAGAAAAUGAGUAAGAAAGUGAAUAUCACCAACAGGGGCAGACUUCUGUUGAAUGCAGACAGCAGUAGCACCCAUAGGUGACGUAUAUAGUGUCUUUUGCUUGAGAUACCACCCUGCAUCAUGAUUAUGCCCAGUGUGCCUUUGUAAGAUGCUUUAUUUAGAUACAGGGUAUCAAGAUAAAUCUGUGGCCUCUAUUUCUGUGAUGAUCCAGGACAAUGCCAUGCCAUUCCCCGUCAUGUUGCCUUCUUCUGCUUGGACUUAGGACAUUUGGAUGUUCUCCCUUCCAUAUAAUAGUAAUGGAAACAUUAAAGAUUUGGCCUGUGUAGAAGUAAAAUUAUGUUGGAUACAAAAAUAGUCUUACUGCCGCCACUGUUGUGUUUUUCU